Messenger RNA from Ylistrum balloti, 795 nucleotides. RefSeq names its product transmembrane protein 163a-like. The record is from RefSeq and is a predicted model, not a curated record. The annotation marks the transcript as partial. Lineage: Eukaryota; Metazoa; Mollusca; Bivalvia; Pectinida; Pectinidae. The transcript is spliced from 8 exons. Gene Ontology annotation, cellular component: membrane.
UCCAGCGGUCCGCAACACCUAAACAAAAUGUCGGACACAGAAGAUAAAUACAAACGUAUUGCUAAUGGAACGCCGGACAUCGGAGACAAAGGAAGUGUCAUGAACCAUACUGGAAACGGCAAACCAGAAUUGUCCCAAUUUAGUCUCGAAAAAGCGGAACUUCUGGGAAAGAAAAGGAGAGUAAGCUUUGCGGCUGCCGUUCGCCUCCGUUAUGCCGCCAUCGUUGUGUCAUGGCUGUCUGUGAUAUUUGCAAUGGUACAGGGCGCACUGGCAUUAGUGCUUUCCUUAACAAGAAACAGUUCUACGUUAUUCGGAUUCGGGUUGGCGGCUCUUCUUGACAGCGCCUCAUCAAUAGUUGUACUGUGGAGGUUUCAUAGCAAAGAAAUUUACUCGGAUGCCGCGGAAUCCAGCGCCUGUCUAAUCAUCGGGUUCUUCUUUUUAUUGUCGUCAUUUUUCCUGGCUGGAAAAACGAUAUAUGAUUUAGUGCUGCACAUUAAAGAAGUAAAGUCUAUACUGGUGUGGACAUUGUCUCUGGUUAACGGUAUAAUCAACGUGGUACUUGGUGUUUCCAAAAUAUGUAUUGGCUACAAGAUAGAAAGUAUGGCACUUCUCACUGACAGUGCUAUAACGAUCAUUGGUGCAGUAAUGAGUUUUGCAGUACUAGGAGCGCUUGAAGCAUACAUUGCAGAUGCAUCACUUUGGUAUAUCGAUUCCAUAUUUGGAAUAAUUUGCAGUUUGAUAUUAUUCACAUUUUCCGUGAAACUGAUUAUUAAAAAUUCAACGCCACAUCAAUGA